Oryzias melastigma (Indian medaka) is the source of this 1528-nucleotide messenger RNA. It is a transcript of the gene mdh1b, whose product is annotated as malate dehydrogenase 1B, NAD (soluble). The transcript is spliced from 10 exons. NCBI's taxonomy places the organism in Eukaryota, Metazoa, Chordata, Actinopteri, Beloniformes, Adrianichthyidae. The record is from RefSeq and is a predicted model, not a curated record. Gene Ontology annotation, biological process: oxaloacetate metabolic process; tricarboxylic acid cycle; malate metabolic process. The coding region runs from base 135 to 1508 and encodes 457 amino acids. Gene Ontology annotation, molecular function: L-malate dehydrogenase (NAD+) activity.
GAAUAUUUUCUAUAUAAUAUGAAAUCAAUGUAAAAUUUUCCAUUUUGAAAAACGCUUUUCUAUAUUUUAAAUUUGUUGUUUACAAGGACACAAUAAAGUGUAACACUGCAGGUUUCCUAGCAACCGACGCUCAAAUGGCGAAAUUUGUAGUGGCUGGUAAAGCAGAUUGCCCCAAAUAUGCAGAGGCGGAACGUUUGGCAGACAUCCUGCAAGGAUCUUUGCCGAACUUUAGGGCCAACAAGAUCUGCGUUCGGCCCGACGAAUGGAAGGGCUGGCUGGAUGCCACCUGCAGGAAAAACGGAUGGAAACAUGAAGAUUCUCCUCUAAUUUGGAGAGAGCUGGUGGAACAGGGAGGCAAAGGUUUGCUUCUGGGGGGCUAUUUGGACUUCCUGAACCAUUGUAAGGAUUACUACGGCAUCUCAUCGGAUGUGGACGCAGAGCUGAUGCUCAGUAUAGCAGCAGAAAACCUCGAGGCGCAGAUCAAACUUCUCCAAGAGGAACAAGAUCGUCUCCGUCUCAUUAAGCCUGUUCACGUGUGGAUAACUGGGGCUGCCAGCCACACGUCCAGGAUCUUGAUUCCCAAUUUGCUUUCUGCUGAGAUUUUCCCCGAAGCUUCUGCCAUCAGCCUCCACCUCCUGGAUGUGGAGGAGAACCAGGAGGAGCUACAGUGGUUGAGAGAGGAGACUCAUGCCCUGGCUCUGAGCACGCUCCAUCAGGUGACAGUUCACACGGAUCUGCAGGAGGCUUUCAGAGAAGCCGACGUCAUCCUCCUCCUGGAUGACAAUGGAGAAGAAGAGAAGCAGAGAGUGAUGAGGCGUUACAGAGAGUUCGGUCGACUCAUCGACGCCGGAGCCAGCAAGGGUGUGAAGGUGAUCGUUUCCGGCGACUCCUAUCCCAAUUUGAGAUGCCUGCUUCUUGUGGAGAGUGCAACCUCCAUCGACAGCCACCAGUUCGUAGCCAUGGCUACGCAGCUGGAGAACGAAGCCAGGGCUGUGAUUGCAGAGAAAAUAAACGUCAGGCCAACAGAGGUCAUCAUAUGGGGAAACAUCAGUGGCGUCUCCUACAUCGACCUGCAGAGGGCGAAGGUCUUUAACUUCCAAGGACCAAUCAAGGGGCCGGCCUUUUUUUCCCAAUCGCUCUCCAGGAUUUGGCCUGACAGGAAGUGGUUGGAAACAGACUUUCAGGAUCUGGUACGUCGUCGGCGUGAAGGCGUGACUUCAAAGACGGGUCGGGCAGCCUCCUUCUCCGCCGCCAACGGGAUCCUCCGAGUCCUGAAGGCUUGGUUCGGAGGCUGCGGUCCAGGCGAGACCCUGUCUGCUGGUGUGCGGACCUCAGGACACUUCAACCUCAGAGACGACGUCGUCUUCUCUGUUCCGGUCACGUUUGGCGAAGGGAAAUGGUCCGUCGUGUCGGAUGUGACCGUGGGAGACGAGCUGAGGAAGAGGCUGGAGCUGUGCGAGGACGAGCUGUACCGGGAGAAACAACUUGAACUGGAAAACGGAGAAUAAAGACGGAGAGAUUUCUUUCA